Rattus rattus (black rat) is the source of this 4538-nucleotide messenger RNA. RefSeq names its product spindlin 1 (gene Spin1). Lineage: Eukaryota; Metazoa; Chordata; Mammalia; Rodentia; Muridae. Gene Ontology annotation, biological process: gamete generation; regulation of DNA-templated transcription. The transcript has 6 exons. The record is from RefSeq and is a predicted model, not a curated record. Gene Ontology annotation, cellular component: nucleoplasm; cytosol. Bases 280 to 1068 code for a protein of 262 amino acids.
CUGGGGGGCUCGGGCGCGGGCCUGUGUGACCUUGGGUUUGCCUCCCUGAAUGCGCCGGAUAGAUGUGCGGUGCGGAUACUGCGUAGCGCCGGGGGUCGCGGUCCCUGGCGGCUUCCUGCACGGAUGAGUGCUUGGGAUUCCAUGUGUUUUUGCUGAACUUGUAAAGGCGACACCUGGAUGGUGGAUUAACAAGAACACUGACCUGUGGGCAGCCUCAGCUGAGAACAUUGGAUUUUCACCCUAGUCCAGCAGCUCUGCUGCUCACAUAGAUGCAGAUGAAUGAAGACCCCAUUCGGGAAGACACCUGGCCAGCGGUCCAGAGCUGAUGCAGGCCAUGCUGGAGUCUCUGCAAACAUGAUGAAGAAGAGGACAUCUCACAAAAAACAUCGGACCAGUGUGGGACCAAGCAAACCUGUGUCCCAGCCCCGGCGGAACAUCGUAGGCUGCAGGAUCCAGCAUGGGUGGAGAGAGGGCAACGGCCCUGUCACCCAGUGGAAGGGGACUGUCCUGGACCAGGUGCCUGUGAACCCUUCCCUGUAUCUCAUAAAGUAUGAUGGAUUUGACUGUGUCUAUGGACUAGAGCUGAACAAGGAUGACAGAGUCUCUGCACUUGAGGUCCUCCCUGACAGAGUCGCAACAUCUCGGAUUAGCGAUGCACACUUAGCGGACACAAUGAUUGGCAAAGCGGUGGAGCACAUGUUUGAAACAGAGGAUGGCUCUAAAGAUGAGUGGAGGGGGAUGGUCUUGGCGCGGGCACCUGUCAUGAACACAUGGUUUUACAUCACCUAUGAGAAAGACCCCGUCUUGUACAUGUACCAGCUCCUAGAUGAUUACAAAGAAGGCGACCUCCGCAUUAUGCCCGAUUCCAAUGAUUCGCCUCCAGCAGAAAGGGAGCCAGGAGAAGUUGUGGACAGCCUGGUAGGCAAGCAAGUGGAAUAUGCCAAAGAAGAUGGCUCGAAAAGGACUGGCAUGGUCAUCCAUCAAGUAGAGGCCAAGCCCUCUGUCUAUUUCAUCAAGUUUGAUGACGACUUCCAUAUUUACGUCUACGAUUUGGUGAAAACAUCCUAGAUGUCAUCACAAACUCUGCCAAAUUUGUGGAACUAUUAAAUGUAUAAUUUGUAGACAUAAAGACUCGAUUGCUUUCCAGUUUAAUGAAAGCUUAGAUGUCCCUGCGAACCCACAAUCUCCACCAGCAGAGCUGGUGUUGUUCUGAAUAGUGCAGACUGAUUCAAACACAAGGCAUCUGUGAGGGGUCCUCCCUCUUCAGAGCGUCUGUGUGAGGGGUCCUCCCUCACACUCACAGGAAGGCCGUCUGGGGGUGACAAGCAAGGUGGUAAAGUUAAGCUAGCAUCAUAGUCACUUAAACCUGGAUAGGUUGUACCCAUUCCCCUUCACUCUGACACUGUCUUAUUCUGCUGCCACAAUGCAAGCAUAGUUUGUUAUUUUUGUUACUGCCUUUUUUGAGAGAUUAUGUAUCUAUAUAGCUACCUGUCUAGAUCUGCAUCUGUGUGCCUAUGUAUAUAUUAUACACACACAGAGGCACUCACCACUGACACGCCUUUCCUUGCGGAUUGGGGUGGGGGUGAAAAUGUUUUCUCCAGUUCAACAGGAGUGCUCGAUCCAAGUCAGUCAUAUUUAUAAUAUGCCUGCUCUUUGUUUGAAAUUAAAUUUGGGCACAGGAAGCACACAGAGACAUUUAGGUUGUUUCAAAAGUCAGAAUUUCUGAGUACCAUUUCAAUCCGGAGGCUUUUGGCUGAGUCCAGGUAUAAAUUAGCCAUAAACAGUCAAUGACCCACAGUAGAAUUCUGGUAAACUGUUGAGAAAUCUGGGUAAAAGGCUGCCUUCAAUUCUAAGCUUUAUUUUUUAUUUUUUUUUUUUUGUGGUUUUUGUUGUUAUUGUUUGUUUCUGUUAUCGUUGUUGUUUACUCUUUAAUCAUAACUACUUUGACAAUAGAGCCCGGGUCCUUGGUUCACAUGGAAUAAUAUAGAUGUGCUUCUAGACGGCACAUUAGUCCAUUUGUUCACACCUGUCAGCGGGGUUUUACUACAUGGACUUAAAAGGCAACAAUAAAUCCAGGGUUUGUAUGUGCCGUAGAUCCCCGCAAGAACAGUGCAUUUGUAUUAGAGAUGUAAGUUUUAAGUAUGGCAUUGUUGCCUUCUCUCAAGUUCUCUGGGACUUUUUAAUUUUUAUUACUACUAUUGUUGAUAUAUGAUUAUGGUCAGAAGGCCUCUUCUCCCCUUCCUUACUCUCUCCCACUCCUCCUGGCUUUCCCCCACAGAGAAUGCUAGACCAAUAUGGCUUCUUGCCUUGACCCUGUUGUGGCAGUGUCUGUUCUUGCUCCAAGUGUGUUAUUCAUGCAGGUUUAUCCCCUCCGUGGCCUCCGGGCUCUGCAUGUCUAUGAUGUGUCACUGGACGGUCAUCCUUGCUGGUUAUGGGUGGAUCACAGCUCUUCGCCAUCAAGUGCAUUCAUGAUUUGCUCCUGUGAGGUGGUUUGAAGCUGAAAUAGAACUGACAUGCAGUUGGUUGACUAGCCAAACCUCUGCUCGCUCUCACUUUGUCUUGUAGGAAGCCUGGUAGCUUGUCAGCUGGAGAAAGACAGUUUGUAGAAUCAGUCUCGUGGAGGUUGGAAAUCUAUCUGUGGCUGCACAGUAUUGAUGCUGUCAAGCAAACAGCAGAGGCGUGGCCAAGUGUAGGCAUGCUUAACUAGUUGGGGUUCUUCCUGAUGACCAAGUGUAGGUAUGCUUAACUAGUUGGGGUUCUUCCUGAUGACCAAGUGUAGGUAUGCUUAAUUAGUUGGGGUUCUUCCUAAUGCAAGAAGUCAGUCACGGUUCAAGGCGCAUGGCUAUUGGAUAUCCAUUUAGUCUUCACAGAGGCUGACCGCCCUGUGCUGCAGGGUGGUCACAACUGCUCACCAUGUGAACACAGUACCUCAGUUCCGUCCCUGGCUGCAGUCACCGUGUGCUCAGUGUUUUCUCCUAGGCACCAGGGACAAGCUUCUCAAAGCCGUGUGAUCUACCCUAGUCUUGGGUGCCUCUAGUAUACGUGACCGGGUGUUGUCCUGCAUGUAAAUCUCCGAGCAGAGUCUGUCUCUUCCAGCCCAUACUGGUAAUCUGUGGUACAAGUGGAUGAGAGUGUCCUGCAUGCACCAAUGGUGCAGAACAUGCACGGUGACUGGAAAGUCAAACUCCUUUCGAAAUGUCCCGAGGACUGGAUCAGUUCCAACAUGUCUGCCAUUAUCUGAUGCCUUGCAUUGUGGUUUUCUGCAAGCAACCUAGGUUGGCUUUGGUUACCCGUGACCUCCCGGUCUGGGGUUGCAACAGAAGACGGGGAUGACUUUGCUCACUAUUCCAAAUACUGCCUUUAUGUAAGGCAGAGGGAAGGGGAAGGUUUUUAUUUGUUUGUUUGUAUUUUAAUUGUUUCACCCCUCCUCCCUCUCUUUUCUUUUGGUGGCUUCCACCACCCUGAAUGGUGACGGACUCCUGAGCCUGCCGCCUUGGGCUCCCCUUAGGCUCACAGUUCAGAUCUGCAUGCCUUGCUUGCAUUGUCCUGGUAUCUGAAUGUUGACUCCUCAUUUAGGAGUUGAACAUGAAUUUCCAAAAUUUUCAUGGGGCUUGUGGCAACACAAGCAGUGAAUCUGUGUAUAAAAUUUACUGGCCUUCCUCACUUACCUGCUCUAGUAUCGUAUCGUGUGUGCGUGCGUGUGUGACGUCAGGCUGCCACGUAAACUUCAGAGAAGAACCUUAAAGCAGACCAUCCAUUUUUGCAUGCUCUCUUCUAAGUAGAAUGUUCAAUGUAACUAACUAAACCUGCAUGUUAAAGAGACCUAGGUUCUUUCUUUCUUGCUUUCUUUCUUUCAAUUUGCUUUUGGUUUCCUGUAUAUUUGCUUACUGUGCUGUUCUAGUGGUUGUAGGGUAAAGACGCACUGGUGAAGCAGUCGUAGCGCCGACAGAAGGUGAUUCCAGUUGUAUAUGUCACGCAGCAUUCGAAGGGACUGUGCACGCUCUAAAAAUCACAGUUGCUUCUAAGCCAGAUUUCAUUUCUGUUCUUGUUUUAUGUGCCAAACCCCAAAGUGCAUUGGGCCUGAAUCUCUGAACUCUGUAGACCCAUUAGAAAGAAGACUGUUCUGAGCAACACAAACUGUAGUGCCUGAAAACACUUAACACUGAUUGUCUGAGAGACGGAGGUCCUCCAAAGAUGACACAGGAAAAAUACUCAAAAUAAUCAUGGCCGAAAUGUCUGUGUUCCUUGGGAAUGCUGCGCUCUCUGUAUUCUCCACCAUUGGUGCAGUUCGAACGAACGAACGAGUAGAGUUCAGAGGUCUUCGUGUUCACAUUUAAAACUAGAAAAACGACCUCAUUUUUUGAGCUUGAAUUCAUUUUUAAUUUUAAUUUUAUUUUAUACAACGUGUAGACAGUUCCCUGUUCUCUGCAUUUAGAAGUAUACACAGUACAACUCUGUUAAUUCUGUAAGUAAUUUUUAUAAUUAUGAUGUAACUCUAUCCUUCCUUAAAACAUUCAAAAUAAACCCUUUAUGUGCAA